Messenger RNA from Bursaphelenchus okinawaensis, 2135 nucleotides. Lineage: Eukaryota; Metazoa; Nematoda; Chromadorea; Rhabditida; Aphelenchoididae. The record is from the annotation of a GenBank genome assembly.
AUGGCUUCAUCGUCUAUUUUCAAUAAAAGUCUUAACAAAAGUAAUGGACAUAUUGGGCCAAGUGUUAGGGAAACUAGUUUUGUGGCUUGUUUUAGCCAUUCGAAUAUUCUGGACGGUGAAAAUGUGAAGCUAGAAGAACACACUAACAGAGAGGACAGCAAAGUUUUUACUAUGGUUGAUCCGGUAUGCUCGUUUUAAUUGAUUUUUUGAAUUUAGGGAUAUUUGACGAAUGGAUAAUAUCAAAUUAGUGAUUUUAAACAUUGUUUUGAUGCCUUUGCUUUGAGAUUUUAAGUUUAUAAAAGCUUUAUGAUUAAUUCAUCUAUUCAAAAAGUAAUUUGAGGCAAUGAGAGCAUGUUUUCUUGAGAAUCAGUUUAUAUUAUGUUAGACAUCUAUGUUAGCAUAACGUUUAAUAUUAAAUUUCAGACCAAGAACCCAGUGAAGAUAGUUGGUACCGAAGAAGCGGAAGAUGCCAAUUAUGAUUAUCUUAUAGCUUUCUUUAAUCGACAAACGAAAGAAGUCAAACUUCAGCCAACAACAGUUUUACAUUUCCAACCGAAGCAAGACGUUUCAGAAGACUUUUUGUCGGGUAGAAAGUAAGUUAUUUUGGUUAUUUUUGGUUUUUAGAGGAAGAGAAAAGACUGGCGGAUAAUAAUAUUAACAAAAGGUUCAAAAAUAUAUCAAAAUUUUGCAUUUUUAAGGAGAAGAUCAAGGACGGACUUUAACAAGGACAUGAACAAGGUGAAUGCGGAAAAUUGGAGAGAGAAAGCCAAUGAUCUUGUUAUGGAGUUUGGUAAUACGAAAAGAAGAAAGAUAUUGGAAGCUUCUUUGCGUCGAAAAGUCAAUGACGAUACAUUGGAGUCUUUGGGGACGUCUAUGUUGGAUUCUUCCAAGCUGGACUACUCGUUGCUGAAGGAAAGUGAGGAUGGAAAGCCUACACUUAAUUUAUCAAUGUUAAACACUGUAUGCUUUUGUUUAUUAGUUUGGUUUUUAGGUAAUACUUUAGCUGCGAACAAGGAUAUCUUAAAUAUAUUUUGUUUUAUUGAGAUAUAUUGUGUUAUAGUAGGUAUUAACUUUCUUUUUUCAAAAUAAUAGGUGCAAUUAAGAGUUUAUUGGAAUUGAAAGUAAUUCUAAUAGGUUUGUAAUGUAGCUGGAGGGAUAGUGGGAUUAUAUUCUUUAAAUUUCAGCCAGAAUCCAUGGUACUGCCGAGGAUGAAUAAAGAUGCAACUGGUGCUAAAGAAGUAUAUUCAUUAGAACAAUUUGUUAAGCCCGAUGACACAUUAACUUUAGGCCCUGCAGCCGCUGAAUUCUUUGCCGAAUUUGAGUCUGUGGAUCGACUGGUCGAAAAAGGUGACAUUUUGAUAUUAUUUUAGCUUUUAUAGGUAGUUUAUGUUAUUAUAGGUAUAGGUAAGUUAGGAAGCUUUAUGAAUAGUGUUUUGGUUAAUAAGAUUGUUGGAAAAUGCUUUUUAUCGGUUAAAACUGACCUAUUGUUUAGUUUAGUUUUGUAAUGCAUAUAAAACAACAUAUUAUUUUAGGUAUAUCUCGCUAUGUUGCUCAAUGUGUGGUAACGAACCUGAGGUCAGACAAAACUAUCUUCAUAACAGCCAUGAAGGUAAUUACAUGGAGUAGAUUAUACAAAGUGAGUUUUUUUGCCAUGCGGUCAAAAAUUAUCCAGAAUUUUUUUCCAUUGUUAACAUUAAUCCAUUAAUAAAACCUCUACUACAAUAUAAUUUCAGCACAUAACAGAAAAAGGUCGCGGAGGUCGAGUGAACGUCCAAGGAAUCGAACUUCCCUCACCAUUCAUCGUCGAUUUCGUAUCCGACUUUACAGAAGGCCAAAUCGGCCGACAGCCCGGCGUCUACAAGAUCAGUACCACUCUAAAACAUAAACUGGCAGCCCACACAAUGUGCCUCCUCCUACUCUUCAGCGAGGAAUACACACUACCAUUGGGACCACUAAAGACGGAGGUCGGGGUCUCGGAAGUUGAAUUCAAGAAAAUGGCGGAAGCCUUGGGCUGUAUUGUGAUGCCAGCCCCCGUCGAAGAGAUGACCAAGUGGAAAACGACCAAAAUCGCCAAACUAGUGGGACCAAAAACGAUGGCACAAGGGCAGAUGAUGAAGCGAAGGGGACGACGAUAG